AAAACUGGGGUGAGUGGAGCAAUGCUAUUCAGAUAUUCAUUGUAAUUUGGAGCUAUUUUAGUUGAUUUGUGUUUUUCAUUGGCGUUGGUGAGUGUGUGCGGUAUUUUGUUUUUAACAAUUGUUAGAGAAAAAUUGUAAAACCUUGGCAAUCAAAAGGUGAAUGAAAAGCAAUAAUUUGCCGUCAAAAUACGAAAUCAACGUGAUUGCGUACAAAAUUUAAAGGCCAAUAACCCGCCAAGCUUUUGGACGCAGUCCAAAUAGGAGUGCAACGUCCUUGAAAGCGCGUUAAAAGUGGAAGCCGCAUUGGUGUAUAAAUUGUGAAACAAAAAAAAUUCUCUGUGAUUUCUUUCCUUUAGGCGGUUUUAAUUAAUUAUUUUGUGGCGCGGGUUUGGCAGCAACGUAGUUUAUCAGUUAAUUGGUAUACCUACAAUCCCCAACAAAUAAGUGUAAACAAGACACAUAAAUAGAGAGUGUUAUAACUAGAUAGAAAAAGUUAUUAAAUAAGUUAAUUCAUUAAAUUCAAAAAACUUACUUUGGUGGAACCGGCAAAGGCGGUAAAUAAAAUGUCACAAGCCCAAGUGGAAGACCAUGGUGAUCAUCAUGUGCACUUUGACACAACGACACUAAAGGAUGAUUUCGAAUCCGACUCCUGCGUCACGUAUCAACGCUCGGGCGAUACGAUUGUCGUCAAUUUGGGUUUCCUACAAAUCAAUCAUCGAUAUAUGAUCGAUCUUAAAUUACCCGUUACAUUAUUCGACACCAAUAGCACAACAUCGGGUGGUCAAUUUAUGCCCGCCGUUACAACAGUUCCUAAUCUAAAUUGCCGCAUAGCGGAGUUUUCCAGUUGCAAGCAUGACGUUAGCAAUUUCUACGAAAUGAAAAUAGAAUUUUUCGCCUACAAAGAGAAGUUGUUGCGCGAAGUACUGCACAUUGUCAACACGAAGGACUCACAGGAGGUGCUGAAAUUGAUGAUAACAGCGCGUGUGCUGGGCAAAGGCAAGGGUACACCGAUGCUGCGUACCGGCAUACAUUGUGUGGGUGUUGAAAAUGAUGACGACGAAUCGGAGGCGUCCGAUUUUUCUGGUUUUGGCAAAGAUACCUAAAUACAGAUGGGCGAGAAGGUGUCAAAGAAAAUUUAUAAAAAAAAAAUAAUUUAGAAAAUU
Ceratitis capitata (Mediterranean fruit fly) is the source of this 1163-nucleotide messenger RNA. Its product is annotated as UPF0687 protein C20orf27 homolog. The record is from RefSeq and is a predicted model, not a curated record. The transcript is spliced from 2 exons. Lineage: Eukaryota; Metazoa; Arthropoda; Insecta; Diptera; Tephritidae. The coding region runs from base 564 to 1103 and encodes 179 amino acids.